UGGAAAAGCGUGACACAAUGAACGGACCUGUGGAUGGCUUGUAUGAUCAUUCUCUAAGUGAAGAAGGAGGCUUCAUGUUUACAUCUGAAUCUGUAGGAGAGGGUCAUCCAGACAAGAUCUGUGACCAGAUCAGUGAUGCAGUACUGGAUGCCCACCUCAAGCAAGACCCCAAUGCCAAGGUGGCGUGUGAGACAGUGUGUAAGACAGGCAUGGUGCUGCUGUGUGGGGAGAUCACCUCGGUGGCCAUGGUGGACUACCAGCGGGUGGUGAGAGACACCAUCAAGAACAUUGGCUACGAUGAUUCUGCCAAGGGCUUUGACUUCAAGACCUGCAAUGUGCUGGUGGCUCUGGAACAACAGUCACCAGAUAUUGCCCAGUGUGUCCAUCUAGACAGAAAUGAAGAGGAUGUCGGGGCAGGAGAUCAGGGUUUGAUGUUCGGCUAUGCCACAGAUGAGACAGAAGAAUGCAUGCCCCUUACUAUCGUGCUUGCUCACAAACUCAAUGCGCGGAUGGCGGAAUUGAGGUGCUCUGGCGUCUUGCCCUGGCUGAGACCCGACUCUAAGACUCAGGUAACUGUUCAGUACACGCAGGACAAUGGCGCUGUCAUCCCGGUGCGCAUCCAUACCAUCGUCAUCUCUGUCCAGCACAACGAAGACAUAACAUUGGAGGUCAUGCGCAAGGCCCUGAAGGAACAGGUGAUCAAAGCCGUGGUGCCUGCCAAGUACCUAGACGAAGACACGAUUUACCACCUGCAGCCCAGUGGGCGGUUUGUCAUCGGAGGUCCCCAGGGAGAUGCAGGUGUCACUGGCCGCAAGAUUAUUGUGGACACGUAUGGUGGCUGGGGGGCUCAUGGUGGCGGUGCCUUCUCUGGAAAGGAUUAUACCAAGGUAGACCGCUCAGCAGCUUAUGCUGCCCGCUGGGUAGCCAAGUCCCUGGUGAAGGCAGGGCUCUGCCGGAGAGUACUUGUCCAGGUGUCCUAUGCCAUUGGUGUGGCAGAGCCACUGUCCAUCUCCAUCUUCACCUAUGGGACCUCCAAGAAGACAGAGCGGGAGCUGCUAGAGGUGGUGAACAGGAACUUCGAUCUCCGCCCAGGUGUCAUAGUCAGGGAUUUGGACUUGAAGAAGCCCAUCUACCAGAAGACUGCCUGCUAUGGCCACUUUGGAAGAAGCGAGUUUCCCUGGGAAGUCCCCAAGAAGCUUGUGAUCUAGAGUUGAUGGGAACUAGGCCCAGCCCUGUCUCUGUCCAUCUUUCCCCAGAAUCCCAAUUCUCAGGUCUCCCAGGCCCUCCUAGAUGUACCUGUCUCCCCUACCUCAGGGCAAAGCCACUUCCCUCUAAUUUUACCCUACCUUGUAAUCCUUGGAAUGACCAGAAGCAACGUAGCUUCCUGGUACUGGGAGGAGCCACAUAGCUUUACAAGGUUGGUUACAUUGAUCUCCUGCCUGUCCAUCAGACAAUGUUAAUAUAGUGGGAAAGCCACUUCUGUCAAAAGGGAAGUCCUUCAUUCCCUUCCUCCCACAGCAUAGACUUGACCCUUGACCCUUUGGCCCUGCUGGGUUCAGCCCAGAUGACUGAAUCUCACAGACCUGAGCUCCUAUGGGCCUGGGUACCCUGGCUUCUUCUAUAUCUGCUCCCAUCAUGCCUGUAAGUUUUUUCCCUGACAGGCACUGGUGGCUCACGCCUGUAAUCCUGGCUAUACAGGAGGCUGA
Molecule: messenger RNA, 1706 nt
Organism: Dipodomys spectabilis (banner-tailed kangaroo rat)
Lineage: Eukaryota; Metazoa; Chordata; Mammalia; Rodentia; Heteromyidae
Gene: Mat1a
Product: methionine adenosyltransferase 1A
Exons: 9
Coding region: 18-1208 (396 amino acids)
Biological process (GO): S-adenosylmethionine biosynthetic process
Cellular component (GO): cytosol
Molecular function (GO): ATP binding; methionine adenosyltransferase activity
Source: RefSeq, a predicted model, not a curated record